UUCAUAUUCUCAUUUCUCAACCCAAUUCACCACUUGUUUUCUUAUGAUAAAUAUUUCUUUGAAUUAAUUUGUACACUUUGUUCAUAAUCUCAAAAAAAAUAUGGAUCACCAAGCAGAUGCUAACAGAACUGAUUUGAUGACAAUAACAAGGUUUGUUCUGAAUGAGCAAUCAAAGUAUGCUGAAUCACGUGGGGAUUUCACCAUUCUCAUCAAUCACAUUGUUCUUGGCUGCAAAUUUGUUUGUUCUUCUGUUAACAAGGCUGGAUUGGCAAAAAUCCUAGGACUUGCUGGAGACACCAAUGUUCAAGGGGAGGAGCAAAAGAAAUUGGAUGUGAUUUCUAAUGAAGUAUUUGUGAAGGCCUUAAUCAGCAGCGGACGCACAUGCCUUCUUGUUUCAGAAGAGGUUGAAGAUGCUAUCAUUGUGCCACCAGCACAGCGUGGCAAAUACAUAGUUGUGUUUGAUCCUUUGGAUGGUUCCUCAAACAUUGAUUGUGGAGUUUCAAUAGGAACUAUCUUUGGUAUUUACACAGUGAAAGAUACAGCUGAAGUUAGCGUUGAAGAUGCAUUGCAACCUGGGAGCAGUUUGGUAGCAGCUGGUUACUGCAUGUAUGGAAGCUCUUGCACGUUUGUGCUUAGCACAGGAAAUGGAGUGAAUGGUUUCACACUUGAUCCUUCCCUUGGAGAGUUCAUAUUGACUCACCCAAACAUCAAGAUACCAAAGAAAGGAAAGAUUUAUUCUGUGAAUGAGGGAAAUGCUAAAAACUGGGAUGAACCAACCGCCAAAUACGUAGAAAAUUGCAAGUUUCCACAAGAAGGUUCAGCACCAAAGUCUCUUAGGUAUAUUGGCAGUAUGGUAGCUGAUGUCCAUAGAACAUUGCUAUAUGGUGGUAUAUUCAUGUACCCUGCUGAUAAGAAAAGCCCAAAUGGAAAGCUAAGGGUUCUGUAUGAAGUUUUUCCAAUGUCAUAUUUGAUGGAGCAAGCAGGAGGUCAAGCUUUCACAGGAAAACAAAGGGCACUUGACUUGGUUCCUAAGAAAAUACAUGACCGAUCGCCAAUAUUCCUUGGAAGCUACGAUGAAAUUGAGCAUAUAAAAGAGCUAUAUGCAGAAUCCAAAGAAAAUGGUGCAUGAAAAUCAACUCAAUUUCUGUUUCUUUUAAUUGCUUAGGUUCCAAUUCUUGGUCUUUUUCACUCUUUUGGCAAUUAGUAGGGGAGGAAUGCUAUAUGGUACAAAGUGUCACGAAUUUAGAAUCAUCAUCUCAGGGUGGAUGAAGAUUCAUAGCCUUUUGUAUAAAUAACAUUUGUACUAUCAAUCAUUUUAAUUGUUUAAUAUUAAUUAGUAGGGUUACUCACUACAUCAAAAAAUACUUUUAGCCACAA
Molecule: messenger RNA, 1377 nt
Organism: Medicago truncatula (barrel medic)
Lineage: Eukaryota; Viridiplantae; Streptophyta; Magnoliopsida; Fabales; Fabaceae
Product: fructose-1,6-bisphosphatase, cytosolic
Exons: 12
Coding region: 101-1129 (342 amino acids)
Biological process (GO): fructose metabolic process; fructose 1,6-bisphosphate metabolic process; gluconeogenesis
Cellular component (GO): cytosol; cytoplasm
Molecular function (GO): fructose 1,6-bisphosphate 1-phosphatase activity
Source: RefSeq, a predicted model, not a curated record